GCCAGGGGCAGGAGAAGGUAAACACGACAUUCAGUGUGCUCAUUAUCAAAAUAAGGAAAACAAAUCGAUUGCAUUAACUGUGUCUGCAGCAUCACAGUUAUUCCACAGUAUUUUGUCAGAAAUUAAAAGGUUACCACUAGAGUACUAUAUCCCUAUCUCGAGCCUGGCACCACUUAUUACUGCAAUGGUAUUUCAAUAUUAAGUGAUCUUAGAGAUAUUUCAUCUUUCAUUUUGAAUCCUGAAUUUGAAUCAGCAUUAGGAUGUCAUGGCUGUGAGAUAAGGUGUAACAAACUAAGUAGACAGCUGAAGGGCUCCUGGUGAAGGUGUUGCUGAGAAGGAUAUCUUGGGCCGUUCGCAGUAACCUUGUUUACGGGGACGUUUCAAUUGCAACCUGCAUUUCAGUGAGAGGCUGGCUGGACUAAUGCCUGUGUGUCUGAAACCCAUCACAAGUGUCUCUUGCACUCUAAACCUUCUCUCUGCUUUCCUUCCAUGCUCACAAAAACUUUUCUGGAAGGUUAGGAUGAUUUUCUGAUAUGAAAAUGAAGAUGUUUUCCUAAGAGGAACACUGCUCUUUGAACUCGUGUACAUUAGCAGCAAAGUAUUCAUGAGGUUUGAUUUUUUUUUUGGUUCUCUGAUGUGUCAGGAUCAGUAGUUACACCAGUCUUUUUAACUUAAUGUAUAUGGCUUUGAUUUAUUAUAUUUAAGUCUUGGUGGUUUUGAAUGUGUUCUACAGCACAUGAAGUCGGUUCAAGUCAGAAUGUGAAAAGAUGCGUAUUACAAUGAGGAACAGUUCGGUAGUGAUCUGCUAAUUUUUUGUUUUCUUUUCCUAAAGCUGUUCCAGGAAAAUCACGUGCUUUUAGUGAGUGGGUGCUAAAUGCCAGCAGCCACAUUGAUGAAGAAAAAUGCUGUUGAAAUACUUUGGAAUAAUAAAUAGGAUACGUAAUGGUCAACCACAAGAUAAAAAUUUUACACAGUGUUUUUAUGGCUCUAAAUUGGCUGCAUUGUAAACCAACCUUGCUACUCUAUUAAGUCAUCAGAGUUUUCAAUUAUUUAAGAUUUCUAGUCCGGCUAUCUAAUAUAGUCUUCAUUGUGCAUAUCAGAAAAUUAUACAUAAGGUUGUAAUUCCUUGUCAUUCGUAUGUGAGGGCUUUGUUGUAGAUGGGGGUUUAAUUUUGACUUAUCAGGACAAAUAUUACAAAGCAUGCACACAUAAAAAUGAUAUGGAAAUAGCCCCAGUCCUGUGAAAUGGGGAUAGUUAUGGCACUGAAAUGUACCUAAUACAAUUUGAGAUCCACUCACUGAGAAACCUUGACAGUAUCUGCCUUGCAGGUACCGUGCGUGCAUUUGGAAAUACUAUAUCUCCAUUUAAAUGCAGAUCUUCAGUUUUCUCCAGGGGGCAGUUGGCGAAUCUUUCAAUUGAACCACUGGUACUAGAAAAACUAACUGAAGAUUUACCCAUGAACAAGAGACCCUUUCAAGUCUGCCUUUGUGAAAUAAUGAUUAUAAAAUUUCCUAAUAUCUCAAGUUUAUAUUGAUUUUGAAUGCCUUAUCAAAAGUCACACUAAAGGAAUAGUGCCUUUUACUCAAGGUAGGCCAGUGUUUGAAUGCUUGUUUAACAAUCUUUAGAGAGAUAACCAUAACAAAUAUGUUCUUUGUUUUUACAUGGGUAUUGUGUUUGCAUGAGUUUCCUCAAAUGGACAGACCAGUCUUGCUUCGAUUUUGACCUAGAUUCCUCCUGAUUAUUCCUAUACAGCUAGUACCUGCUUAUUUCCUGCUGUGAAAAUAGGAGAACAACUGUUGAUGCUAUCUAGUUGGGGCUGCAUGGGCAAUAGGCACGCACGUCCAGUGAUCUCCCCUCCUCCUCCUCCUCGGCUUCAUUAGUAACAGAUAAAACAGCGCUGCAGUCCAAAGAGGGUGCAAGACAAUAUUUCUUCUCCUGUGAUUUUUUUGUUCCUUGAGGGUUUGAUUCAAAAGGAAGACAGAAAACAAAGCCGCAACUGAAUUCAUUUCUGUUUCCAGAUUUUGUACACACAUUUUGCACACUUGUAGGGAUGAACAGGGCUAUGUUUUAUUUGAAAAAAGUCUCAGAUCCAGCUUACUCCAUAUUCGCUUGAAACUCAAAGCCAGUAAGUUUAAGUUCUCCUUAGAGAGGCUUGUCCCAUGCAGCCCAGUUUUCUAUAGUGUUUGCUAGCUGUCUAGUUUGUGGUGUAAGCCAGGGCAUUAAAAGAGGCAGGGAGCAUGAGCUCCCUGUUUGGGGUGAAGGUGACAAAAACUACCUGGUGCAGAGGAGACAAAAGAUCCUGACCCUUUCUAUGCUGGGUGCCAAGCGCUGCAUGCAUUCCCGGCCACUCCGGUCUCCCCACCAUGGGCAAGGAUGCUGCCCAGGGAUGCUGCCCUUGUCCUUGUGCCAGAGCCACGAGGUUGUGGAGAUAUCAACCAUAUAUGCUCACCUGUUAAUGGCAUAUAACCCGUGGGCCUCAAUACUCUGGAGAAAACAUACACUUCAGCCUCUGCAUAGAGUUCAGGCAGAUCUGCAAAGCCCAAUCUUACAUGUACCUGCGUUAAUGGCAGCGCUCCCAUCCAGCUUAAUUGAUAUUCCUAUAAACAUCUGCAGGUUUCUUUUUCUAGUGGAAGCUACAGCUGGGUGGACUUCUUAAAUGAAUGUUUUGCAUAUUGAGGUUGAAAGGGAAGUCGAGCCUGAUACAUUAACUUAUCUGUGUUGUUCUCUUGACAUCACUUGGAUUGCAACAAGAAUAUGUGACAAGGAGAUUAGGUGCAAGAUCUUCACACGCACAUGCUUUUGUUAGCAUGUUGAUCAGUGGAGAUGUUACUUCUGUGAAAGCCUUGUUCUAAGUCAAGUCUAGGCAAGCACAAACCUGCGCAUGCAUAUUCAAGUUGAGCAGGGCCUAUCUUUUAUAAUAUACUUUUUCCCUUAAUAUCUAAGCAAGAUCUCUUAUUAUAACUCAACCAUUAGGGGAAAGAAAAUUGAACUUUUCUCAAACAGCUUUUCUGUUGGGGAAUCUAGUGGCAGUUGCUUUGAAGCAUGUGUAAUUGAUUAUCAUACAUUUAUUUUAAAAAGGAGACAUAACAAGGAAUCUAACAUGAUGUUUGGAAUAUAUCUUCUCCCCACAAUGUUCUUGAGGGAAAUGUAAGGUUGCAGGCAUCAUUUCAUGCCCUGUAUGUUUUUGAACAUAAAUCAAAGAAAUUGUUGGAGAGUUAUAGAUGUUCAUGGCAACUGUAGCUAUAAUAAACACAUGCAGUAUAUAUUUUCCAAGCUAUUUUGUAUGGGUGAAAAGCUGAAGCUGGCAUUUUGUACGAACAAUUCAACUUAAUCACUGAAAAUUUAUUUCCUAGUUAGGGUGGAUUACCAGUGUAGCAUGAAGUCGUACACCUUGUUUUAAGUUCAUCUGGUUAUGAAGCCUCGGUUAAAAUUGGGAAAGAAUUUAAAUUGGAUCUAAACACCUUAAAUGAAUUAUUCCAAGCAUCACAUUUGUUGUGAUGCCUCCAUGGUGAUAUUUACAUCUAUGUUGUCACCUAUAUUUGUUUCAAAGUAUGCUGGAUACUUUAGAAAACAAAUAAAAGUAAAAAAUGGUAUGAAAACCCAAACAAUUUUAAUUGUAUACAUAGCACAGAAUGUGAGCAUAGUAAGUACAACAGGAAAGAGAAUCCUGAACGAUCAGGUAAUGCAGAGCUGCUGAUGAGAACAACACUUAGCUUCGGCAUACAAAUUUCUUGAUGAUUGUAUUAGUUUUGGUUUAGAAUCUUAAUAGAUGAAAAGGGAGAAGUGACUUUUAUGAAGGAAUUUCAAUGCGGAGACUGUAGCCGCUUGCUGUGUGAGGAUGAGGAAGGUGUUUCAUACGUUGACAAGGAUCCAAAUGCAUUAAAUUGCUAAAAAGGAAAUCCAGUAGUCGCAGUUAGUAUGUUUAUAGAUAGACUGGGGAUAGGACAGAUUCAGGAUCUGUGCAGAGAUCAGACAGGUCUGGAUGGACAGAGUUUCAGACUUAAUAUUUAAGCAAAAUCCUAAGCACCUUCCAGGUGUAGCUCUCAUUAGUCUAUGUACUCCUAUUGGGUUCAGAGAUUGAUAAUUAAAACCAGUACUGCUUAUUGAAAAUUUUGAGACUAGCUAAAAUGUGUAACUUUUAAAAGCAUUACUGUGCUUCUGCUGGACUUCUGUUUUAUUGUGGUUACUUUCAGUCAUACCUCUUUUAUUACAAGAGCUAGAAAUCUCUUUUUAAAAGAGAAAGCUGGUCUCGUAUUACUUGACCCCUGGAAACAGGGUAUUGAUAUAUAUAAAAGAAAUAUCCUGAGAUUGAUGCUAAAACUGAGAAUUUGCCCUGUUUUACUUGUUCAGAGCGUUAGCCUUAAAUGCCUUCCUCUUGAUGAUAUCUUUGAAUUUUGAGACCCACAUGAAUUAAGCAAGAACCUUUCGAAUUUGUUACAACUGAUGGGUGUCAGGAAGGCAGAGCACAGCUCUUGGGCACCAGUACCAGUUUAGACUUCAGAAAAGCAGGCAAUGGAGUUGGUUUCUGAGGGCCACCCUUUCCACUGGGGACAGAUGGAGGAGGGAUGGAGAUGUACAGCUUCUGACAUUGCGUAAGCUCAGGCUUGCCUUCCCCUUCUUCAUGUCUUGCCUAGCUCUUGCUCCCCAUCCUCUUUGAACAUUUUUCAUGGCCUCUCCUUAGUAGCCAAGCUGCUUUAUCCCAUCCUCUGAAGGCUGGAAAACGGACUUCAAAUUGUUACUAUGCUCCCUGCCGUAUACAACUCUGUGAAAACAAAAUUAAAUGAGAAAAUUGGAAAGGAAAUAAAAGGGAAGACAGUGUGUCGCAGGUUGGGAUAUAGCUGGGAAUACUGGGAGGAUAAAGAUUUGGCAAUUCCUUUGUGCCCCGUGGUCUGGAUUGGUGUCUGCUUUUACAGAAAAAGGGAGCAGAAGGAGCAGUGUCCCUGGUUCUGUAUUGAUCUGGCUGUGACAGAUGGGACAUGAGUAUAGCGGAGAGGUAAGGAGAAGUGGAGUCCAACCUGGAGUAGAUGUCCUGCAGCCUUGACAAGUAUCCGUUGGCCUGUGUGGGGCAGGACUACUGAAUACAGUCGGGUUAUUGUUCUCGUGCUGCUUUCGGAUGUCUCAGCCUUUCUGUGCAGACACUUGGGUAUUUAGAGGCUCUUGAGGAGAAAACUUCAUUCAGUGAAAUUCCUGCUUCCACAGGGAUUUUUUUUUUUACUUGUCUUAAAUUAAUGCCUUGAGUUCCACCUGAUGUAAAGAGCUUGUUUUACUCUGUGCCGAAUUUCUAAUAGAAAACAAACAAACAAACAAACAACUACCCUCCUUCCACAUUAUAUCCAAAAGAGAGCAGGUGGGCAAGGGUUGAGAGCGAGGAAUGCGGAGUCUGGGCAGCAGGCUGGGCGCUGGAGCACAGAGAGCAGCAGCCCAAGGUCGUGGCCCUUCUUACGGCACAGCUGGGAACUGGAUAUACACCCUCAGGUUUUAGUCCUUUAUCUUUCCCUGACGUGCAAUCCCUGUCUUGCAGCUUGAGCAACAGAGGCACAGAAACUGUCCCUUGGCAACACGCAUUAAAUGCGAUGGUGCCGGUUUAGGCACAGAAAGGUGAGGUGCUGUGAUGGAGGUGAGAGCGCCCAGCCUCAUAGCAGGGAUUUUGGUCCCCUACCUUGCACUGUCUCUCCAGGGAGAAGAAUGAGAUGAAUCCUGCUGUCACCACCAAACACUUUCAUUUUUCCAGUGUGACACAGUCUGGGGGUGGACAGGAUCCUUCUCCUAAAGGAGAAAGGCAAAUUGGGGUGGAAAUGCAUAUUGAUCAGUAUGGUUACCCUGCUAUAAGCAGUGCCUACCUUUUAUUAAAAAAAUAUUUUUAAUGUUUUGCUAGUCAGGUUUAGUUCUUUGUUACUCUUUUUUUAACUGAAGGGAGGUGAGGACGUGAACUGUGAGUAUCGCUGAAAAUUGUGCCACAAACCCUUGUGCUUGUUUGUGCUUGUGAGUGAGUGUGUGCAGGCGUGUGCAAUAUGAGUGCACACACUCAGAUUGUGUGUAUGCACAGGAUCUCAAUUAUUUUGCUGUUUGGAUCACAGAGCAUGCUGUCUUGAUGUUCUGUCAGUUUUGGUUUCUGCCCUUUGGAAUAAAGUUCAAAAUAUUAAAGAAAUAACACACAGUAAGUAGCUAGAAUAGUCAUAGAGCCUCAGGGUAAAAGAGGGUGGUGAAUAAUCUGUUUUACAAGUGCCCAGAAAAAAACCCUUAACUCCUCCUAACCAAACUUUGCAAUGGUGCGCUUCUAAAAGGGACUCUUCUAAAUUUUGUGUCUGAGGUUUGCUGCUUAUUCUGGAGAGAGAAGGGGGUCCUGUUUGGAAAGCAGCGCGCAAGCUCUGUGGUCACACUCUGACUGUUUGUGGGGGCAGUGUAUGGUCCCAGUUAUUCUUUGGAAAGUCACCCUGGGCUAGAUGGUGAAACAACUAAAUUUAAAUGAAUUCUUGGUGAUUCUUUGAUAUCAAACGUGAGGAUGUGUUGGGAGUAUUGUUUCCCAGUUUAGGAGUUGAAUUAUCGCUAGCAAAAGUAUUCUUUUUAAAUGUUGCUUUUGUGUUCUUACUAGUUGAUUUGGACAGCAGUAAAAACCACAGAAGGUGAUGCAGGUUCUGCCCAUCCCUGGUUGGUUCUGGAGGGUCAAGGUGGGAGCUGAGGGGGCACCUGGAGUCACACAGGCACUUUGGUCAGAAUACCAAACUUUGCCGAAUUUGGGGUGUUGUGCUUCACGAUUUUAGUCCAAUGGAGGCCAUGCUGAAAGGCUCUAGAUAAGAUAUUCAAUGAAAAACCAGCCCCCUCCCACUCCCCAAAUCUGCUGACUUGUACUCUGUAUCAGAAAAAAAAAAAGGACUGAGAAGUGUGUGACUGAUGCAAGGCAGGGUCGAGAUGAAUUUAGGAUAAACAGGAUGCCUAUUGCACUUAAUUUAGCAAUUCUACAGCAGAAAAUGCUUUUGAGCACAUUUAACAGCUUCUCAUCUGCAAAUGCCAUAAUCAAGACAAAGCAAAAAUAUAUUGUGGUGAAUUCUGCAGUUAACAGUCAUGACACAGUCAAAACCUCCUAUUACAGCGAGGGAGACUUGCUUGUGUCACGACUGCCUAGGAUGCAGGAUUUCAGAGCAGCAUUAAUAACAAUAAUACAGUAAAUAUACAGUUCCAAAAGUCCUGCAGGACAUGCAGCAAACGCCGGUGAUUCUAACUGGGUGAAGUUGUCAAAGGUUGCUUUGCUCUCCAGAGCCUGGCAGUAGCUCCUCUGAAAUGUGAUGCCAUUGGUUUUCAGCAAAGGUUUCUUUCUGCAGGGCUGCAAACAGAGAUCAGCUGCUACUGUGUAUACACAACUAGGGAGCAAAUCAAGGAGCGUAUUUAAGCAGCCUUUUUAACCCUGAGACUUUCCAAGAUUUCUUCUUCACGCAGGAAGUUUCCUUUAUUUUGUCAGCUGUAGCACUUUGCUCAUGUAAUGAGAUCAGAGCUAGGAUCACUGCUGCACAGUAGAAAGACUUCCUUAAGACAUUUGUCCUUGAAACUGCACCAAACUCUUGGAAGAACCCAGAACCUCAGGUACAAACCAUUGGUCAUCUUUGAUUCCUGCAGAAACUGGGGGAACGGGUGGAUAUCCUUUAGUUAAAGCCCAGAGCUGUUUGUCCAAGGCUUUGAUAAAUCCAGUCUUGACUGAUUUGCUGACAUUUGGGCUGUUUCAUUGCCAGAGGAGGCUUUGUGUGUCCCAAAGGAAGUGAGUGAUCUGGCCAUAACAAAUCCUGCCAAAAUAUUUUAACACCGUUACGAUUUUCUAAUGCAAUGCGUAGUGAAUGUGACUAGGAAAGGAUGGCUUCUCUGCAGAAUGUCAAGCAAAGAUCGACACAUUGAUUCUAGCUGUUCGUCGUAUAUCAAGACGGAACCGUCGAGCCCUGCCUCUCUGACGGACAGCAUCAACCACCACAGCCCCGGUGGCUCCUCAGACGCCAGCGGGAGCUACAGUUCCACCAUGAAUGGACAUCAGAACGGGCUGGACUCACCUCCCCUCUACCCUUCGGCCACAGGGCUCGGGGGCAACGGGCCGGUCAGGAAACGGUAUGAUGACUGCUCCAGUACCAUCGCUGAAGAUUCACAGACCAAGUGUGAAUAUAUGCUGAACUCGAUGCCCAAAAGACUGUGUUUGGUGUGUGGUGACAUUGCAUCAGGGUACCACUAUGGAGUGGCUUCCUGCGAGGCCUGCAAGGCUUUCUUCAAGAGGACAAUUCAAGGUAACAUAGAAUACAGCUGCCCAGCAACGAAUGAAUGUGAAAUCACAAAGCGUAGGCGCAAGUCCUGCCAAGCCUGCCGCUUCAUGAAGUGUCUAAAAGUUGGCAUGCUGAAAGAAGGUGUCCGCCUAGACAGAGUACGUGGAGGUCGCCAGAAGUACAAGCGCAGAAUAGAUGCAGAGAAUAGCCCAUACCUGAACCCUCAGCUAGUUCAGCCAGCAAAAAAGCCAUAUAAUAAGAUUGUCUCCCAUUUGCUGGUGGCUGAACCAGAGAAGAUCUAUGCUAUGCCUGACCCCACUGUUCCAGACAGUGACAUCAAAGCACUUACCACUCUUUGUGACCUGGCAGACAGAGAACUGGUGGUGAUCAUUGGAUGGGCUAAGCAUAUUCCAGGAUUCUCCACUUUGUCUCUAGCUGACCAGAUGAGCCUUCUGCAGAGUGCGUGGAUGGAGAUUUUGAUUCUUGGUGUUGUAUACCGGUCACUUUCUUUUGAGGAUGAGCUCGUAUAUGCUGAAGAUUAUAUUAUGGAUGAAGACCAAUCCAAAUUGGCAGGCCUUCUUGACCUUAACAAUGCCAUACUGCAGCUGGUAAAGAAAUACAAGAGCAUGAAGCUGGAGAAAGAAGAGUUUGUCACCCUCAAAGCUAUAGCACUUGCUAAUUCAGACUCGAUGCACAUAGAGGAUGUCGAGGCAGUGCAGAAACUUCAGGAUGUCUUACAUGAGGCUCUGCAGGAUUACGAGGCCGGGCAGCACAUGGAAGACCCACGUCGCGCAGGCAAGAUGUUGAUGACUCUCCCGCUCCUGAGGCAAACCUCCACCAAGGCUGUGCAGCAUUUCUACAACAUCAAACUGGAAGGCAAAGUCCCCAUGCACAAACUUUUUUUGGAAAUGCUGGAGGCCAAGGUCUGACUAAAGCAUCAUGGGCUUUCCCAUCAUGCACGUUUUAAAAAAAAAAAAAAAAAAAAAAAGGGAAAUAAACAGGAUAAUAAUGGCAAAGAAACUUAGUGUUUAAUUAAGGAAAAAAUGACUGCACUGAUAUUUAGCAGCAAGACUGUGAAGCAGCUUUCAACUUUUUCUUCUGUGUCUUUCUGAUGCAGUUUUUCUUUUCCUUUUCCUUUUCUCUCUUUUCCUUUCUGUUCUUUCCUUUCCUUUUUCCUUUUCUCUUUUUUUCUUUGCUGCUGAACUUUUUAAAAGAGGUCUCUAAUUGAAGAGAGAUGGAAGCCAGGCCUGCCAAAGGAUGGAAAUCCAUAAUAUGGAUGCCAGUGAACUUAUUAUGAACCAUAAUGUCCCCAAUGACAAAGGAAUCAAAGAGAGAACCACCGUACCUAGCAGUACAGUACAACACGAUGAACUGACUGAAUGCAGUAUUAGAUUUCAUAGGAGCAGUCUCUAAUUAGACGACUAAGCGACGAUGCAUCGGCUGCUUCUUAUCAUUGCAUUUUCCAUCUAGAUCAGUUACAGCCAUUUGAUUCCUUAAUUGUUUUUUCAAGUCUUCCAGAUAUUUCUUAGGUUAGCUACAAUGUAACUUUUUCAGGGAAUAGUUUAAGCUUUAUUCAUUCAUGCAAUACUAAAGAGGAAAGAAAUACUGCAUUUUUGUGCUGGCUUGAACAAUGAUGAACAAUAAUGAAGGACAAAUGAAUCCUGAAGGAAGAUUUUUUUAAAUGUUUUGUUUCUUCUUACUAACGGAGAUUUUUUUGUACCAGCUUUACCAGUUUUCAGCCAUUUAUUAAUGUGGGAAUUUAUCUUACUAAAGCAAUAGUUGAAGGGAAGGUGCAUAUUAUCACGGAUGCAAUUUAUGUUGUGUGCCAGUCUGGUCCAAAACAUCCAGUUUCUUAACAUGAGCUCCAGUUUAUGACUAAAUGUUCACUGACUCAAAGGAUUAGAUUACACCUACAGUAUAGCCGAGUAGUCUAACAUAUAAAUACUCCAUGUCGAAUACCAAUCUGUAACGGAGUUAGGAGACAGCGACUGUACGAGGGUAUAGUUGCUACGUGAUUUCUUAACUGCUUCAGUUGCAAAUGAACGAGAUAUACCGCCUGUUUGCAAAAUUAUAACCUCACACGCAGAAAAACCCUAUGAACCAGUAGUAGCUUAGAGGCAAUAAGGCAAAUGCCGAUGUCUGCAAAAUUAAGAAAUCGGAGCAGUAGACUUCUGACCAAAUUGAAGAAUUUAACACUUGUAUACCUUAUUUAUUGAUUUAGAUUUCGUUUUGUAAAUGGCAAUCUUUAACAAGUAGCUAAACCAGUAUACGUGCUUUUCAACCAGUAUUGUCACAGCAUGGAAGUCAGUCAGUUUCAAGACUGUUACGAGGUGUAAUCUAAUGUAUAAACCGAUUAGAUGCCCCCAGAAAACUACAGUCGCUAAAUAACCAAUAAACAAUAACCUCCAUCAAAUGCUAUACCAAUGUACCAGUGUUAGUAGCUGCUCCCUGUACUAUGUGAACAUCCUUAUUCUAUGUACACAGAUGUAAUUAAAAUUGUAAUCCUAACAAACAAAAGAAAUGUAGUUCAGCUUUUCAAUGUUUCAUGUUUGCUGUGCUUUUCUGAAUUUUUAUGUUGCAUUCAAAGACUGUUGUCUUGUUCUUCUUGUGGUGUUUGGAUUCUUGUGGUGUGUGCUUAUAGACACAGGGUAGAAUUAGAGACAAUAUUGGAUGUACAAUUCCUCAGGAGAUUACAGUAGUAUAUUCUAUUCCUUACCGGUAAUAAGGUUCUUCCUAGUAAUAAUUAAGAGAUCGAAACUCCAAACAAAUACUCGUUAUGAACAGAUACACACUGAAAUCAUAAUAUUUUCAAAACAAGGGAUAAUUUCUGUAACAGUUUAUUAUAGAAUACCAAUGUAUAGCUUAGAAAUAAAACUUUGAAUAUUUCAAGAUUAUAGAUAAGUCUAAUUUUUAAACGCUGUAAAUAUAGCUUUUAUUCAAUCAUCUCUCAGAUGUUGUUAUUAACUCGCUCUGUGUUGUUGCAAAACUUUUUUGGUGCGGACAAGUUUCCAAAACUAUUGCUACGUUGUGUGCUUUAAACAAAAUAACAAUGGGCUGAUGCUCAAUCGGCCUUGUGCUAGGCAAAAAAAAACUGUGUAUCUAUCAUUAGCUAUAUGGGACUAUAUUGUAGAUUGUGUUUUCUCAGUAGAGAAGUGACUGUAGUGUGAUUCUAGGUAAAUCAUCAUUAGCAAUUCAUUCAGAUGGUCAAUAACUUGAAAUUUAUAGCUGUGAUAGGAGUUCAGAAAUUGGCACAUCCCUUUUGAAAAAUGUCAAAGAAAAAAUACAACUCCUGGGAAAAAGGUGCUGAUUCUAUAAGAUUAUUUAUAUAUGUAAGAGUGCAAAAAAGAAGUUUAUUUUCCAGAAAGUUUGUGCAGGGUUUAAGUUGCUACUGUUCAAGUACACUAUAUAUAUAGAAAUAUAUGAUAUAAAUAUUGUUUUUGCUGUAUCACAUUAAAGAACUUGGGCUUCAGGGUCAAAAGCCGAUCGCCUAGAAGUGUACAAAAACACGCAGAAAAUGGAGAUGUGUUAAAGGCACACGGUGCAAACUUUAGUUUUCGUUUUCCGUAAUUUUUUGGAGCUGCAAAAGAACAAGUAUCUUAAGACUGUAAAAGCGUUACCUGAAACAAAGCGAAAAGAACUGCACGGGCUUUAUAACGUUGUUCAUCUUAAACCUUGCUGGAGGAGAGUUCUUUCAAGACCACUUGCUUAAUGUGAAGUGUUGGGAAAAUUUCAAAGGGUGUAUGUUUUAGCCAUAACAAUUUACUUUCUAUUUUUGCUUCAUUUUUUAAUUUUUUCUUAUUUAAAGCAAUAUGAUUGUGUGACUCCCAGAAGUUACACAUUUGUUUCAAUCAGAUCAGAUUGUUGUAUUUAUUCCACUAUUUUGCAUUUAAAUGAUAACAUAAAAAGAUAUAAAAAAUUAAAACUGCUAUUUUUCUUAUAGAAGAGAAAAUGGGUGUUGGUGAUUGUAUUUUAAUUAUUUAAGCGUCUCUGUUUACUUGCCUAGGAAAACAUUUUAUGGCAGUCUUAUCGUGCAAAGAUCGCAAAAGGACAAAAAAAAUUAAACUGCUUCUAAUAAUCCAGGAGUUGCAUAAUAGCCAGUAGUUAAAAACCGAAACAAAACAACAAACAAAAACAAACAUGUCUAUAGCUGUAGAUGGGCUUCACAUCUGUAUAGCAAUCAACUGUAUAUUUUUGUGAUGUGUAUCAUACCGUGUGCUCCAACCAAUGUCCAUUUGUGUAAAUGUAUUUAUUUUAUAUUGUAUAUAUUGUUAAAUGCAAAAAGGAGAUAUGAUUCUGUAACUCCAAUCAGUUCAGAUGUGUAACUCAAAUUAUUAUGCCUUUCAGGAUGAUGGUAGAGCAAUAUUAAACAAGCUUCCACUUUU
Molecule: messenger RNA, 12619 nt
Organism: Columba livia (rock pigeon)
Lineage: Eukaryota; Metazoa; Chordata; Aves; Columbiformes; Columbidae
Gene: ESRRG
Product: estrogen related receptor gamma
Exons: 9
Coding region: 7811-9166 (451 amino acids)
Biological process (GO): regulation of transcription by RNA polymerase II; nuclear receptor-mediated steroid hormone signaling pathway
Cellular component (GO): chromatin; nucleus
Molecular function (GO): zinc ion binding; estrogen response element binding; nuclear steroid receptor activity
Source: RefSeq, a predicted model, not a curated record